Messenger RNA from Verticillium alfalfae VaMs.102, 894 nucleotides. RefSeq names its product diacylglycerol O-acyltransferase. Gene Ontology annotation, biological process: triglyceride biosynthetic process. The record is from RefSeq and is a predicted model, not a curated record. The transcript has 2 exons. Gene Ontology annotation, cellular component: endoplasmic reticulum membrane. Gene Ontology annotation, molecular function: diacylglycerol O-acyltransferase activity. NCBI's taxonomy places the organism in Eukaryota, Fungi, Ascomycota, Sordariomycetes, Glomerellales, Plectosphaerellaceae. Bases 1 to 816 code for a protein of 271 amino acids.
AUGCCCGAGAUCUUCCAAAAGUGCCCUUACCCCGAGAACAUCACGAUGAGCAACCUCGUGUACUUCUGGUGGGCGCCCACCCUCGUCUACCAGCCCGCCUACCCACGCACCGAGAAGAUUCGGUGGAUUUUCGUCGCCAAACGCUUGGGUGAGGUCUUUUGUCUGAGUGUCUUCAUCUGGUUUGCAAGCGCGCAGUAUGCUGCGCCCGUUCUUCUCAACUCGCUCGACAAGAUUGCCUCUCUUGACAUUACCAACAUUAUGGAGCGCCUCAUGAAGCUGUCGACCAUUUCCCUCGUCAUCUGGCUGGCCGGCUUCUUCGCCCUGUUCCAGUCGUUCCUCAACGCCCUCGCCGAGGUCAUGCGCUUCGGUGACAGGUCUUUCUACGACGACUGGUGGAACAGCCCCAGCCUCGGCACCUACUGGCGCACGUGGAACAAGCCCGUCUCGCAGUACUUCCGCCGCCACAUCUACUCGCCCAUGGUCGGGCGCGGGUGGAGCCCCUUUGUCGCGAGCGUCGCCGUCUUUUUUCUCUCGGCCGUGCUGCACGAGGUGCUCGUCGGCGUCCCGACCCACAACAUAAUUGAGCUAGGUGUCGCAUUCCUCGGCAUGUUGCUGCAGCUGCCGCUUAUCGCCAUCACGACGCCACUCGAGAAGAUGAAGACGCCGACGGGCCGUAUGAUUGGCAACUGCAUCUUUUGGAUAUCCUUCACCAUCCUGGGCCAGCCGUUUGCGGCACUCAUGUACUUUUACGCGUGGCAGGCCAAGUACGGGAGCGUGUCGCGGCAGAUGGCGCUCACGACGCCGGGGACAUUGUGAACAACGAGGGGACUCGACAAUCGCGACCAAAAUAUAGAUUUGAAUAGACAAGAGCAGGUGUUUGCUUGCCCAGAAGUG